Messenger RNA from Neltuma alba, 615 nucleotides. RefSeq names its product protein NRT1/ PTR FAMILY 1.2-like. The transcript has a single exon. The record is from RefSeq and is a predicted model, not a curated record. Gene Ontology annotation, molecular function: transmembrane transporter activity. Gene Ontology annotation, cellular component: membrane. Lineage: Eukaryota; Viridiplantae; Streptophyta; Magnoliopsida; Fabales; Fabaceae. Bases 1 to 615 code for a protein of 204 amino acids. Gene Ontology annotation, biological process: transmembrane transport.
AUGGCCAUAUGGAUAGCCUUCUACGACCGUAUUCUAGUCCCUUUGCUCUCAAAAUCAAAACACAGCAGAACAAGAGGAGGAUUCACCCUCAAGCAAAGAAUGGGAAUUGGGAUAGCACUAACAUUUUUAGCCCAAAUAAUUGCAGCAGAAGUUGAGAGAAGGAGAAGAAACCUUGCCAUUAGAGAAGGCUUAGUGGGAAAUCCCAAAGGGACAGUGACUAUGUCUGCUUGGUGGCCUGUGCCUCAGUUAUGCCUAACUGGUCUAGCCGAGGCUUUUAAUGCUAUUGGACAGAUAGAGUUCUAUUACACUCAGUUUCCAAAAAGAAUGUCUAGCAUUGCUAUGGCUUUUUUGGCUGUGGGUUUUGGAGUGUGCAAUCUCUUGGCUGGUCUCAUUGUGACAGUUGUGAAGGAUAUUACACAGAGAGGAGGAAGACAGAGUUGGCUUGCCUCUGAUCCCAAUAUUGGUCAUUAUGAUUACUAUUAUGGCUUACUUGCCAUUCUAAGCGGGGUUGAUCUGCUUUACUUUUUUGCGUGUAGCUGGGCUUAUGGGAGUACUCAAGACAUAGACAUGUGGGAAGAUGAGGAACUAAGGAUCAAUAAAACGGUUCUUAUGUAA